Messenger RNA from Symbiodinium natans, 609 nucleotides. The record is from the annotation of a GenBank genome assembly. Lineage: Eukaryota; Dinophyceae; Suessiales; Symbiodiniaceae.
AUGGCCAGCUACCGAGGAGUGCUUCUGGCGCUCCUUUUCCUCGUCGAUGCGGCAGAUGCGCUGAAUAUUACCAGGCGCCUCCGCUGGGGCAAUGAAAAAGCUCUGGUGGCCUGCUUCGGUGAGAACUAUCGAGCUGCCGGCAGCGCAAUCUCACACUGCUUCCAGGAGCAUGACACGCACAACACCUGCUGCAUGCUGGACAAGAGAGCCCGGGACGGCAACGACGCGGCCGGCAACCCGAUCGGUGCCGCGUCGCUGGAAGCUGCACGCAAAAUUGCCGGAAAGUCUGCACAGGAGAUGCCGGACAGUGAUGAGCUGCUGACGCCGUGGUGCACCUGCUUCGGCUCACAGGUUUGCAGCCACUACGCGAAGUCUACCGGCACCAAGGUGAAGUUUGUCAACGACUGCGGCUGCGCAGCGGGCACGCCUGGCAAGGGAUUCUGCAUGUCGAAGAUCCCUGCCAGCAGCAUCUACAACUGUGAGGGUUGGGCCCGCACGCAGUUCCGCAUGCCUGGGCAUGCCACCCCAGGCGUCGCGCAGCCGUCUGAUGACGAGAACGUCUGCGAAGCAUUGCAGGGCAAGGAGGAGGUGGACGUCAGCAGCUGCUGA